This is a messenger RNA of Ixodes scapularis (black-legged tick), 1471 nucleotides long. It is a transcript of the gene Mthfs, whose product is annotated as 5-formyltetrahydrofolate cyclo-ligase. NCBI's taxonomy places the organism in Eukaryota, Metazoa, Arthropoda, Arachnida, Ixodida, Ixodidae. The record is from RefSeq and is a predicted model, not a curated record. Gene Ontology annotation, cellular component: mitochondrion. Gene Ontology annotation, molecular function: 5-formyltetrahydrofolate cyclo-ligase activity. Gene Ontology annotation, biological process: tetrahydrofolate interconversion; folic acid-containing compound biosynthetic process. The coding region runs from base 65 to 760 and encodes 231 amino acids. The transcript has 4 exons.
UAGCGACCAAGUUAGAAUAAGGACGCGCAAUGGCGGCUCUGUGUGGUCUUCCGAGGCUACUGUGAUGAUUUUGAUAACAUCCAAGGUGCCCUUCCGCUCUCUACGGACGGGGAUUUCCGAGCUCUUGCGACGUUCUCUCUCUGAAAUGACUUCUACGGAUGCGAGCUCAAUGAGAGCAGCUAAAAAUGCGAUUCGAAUCGAGAUGAAGAAGAAACUUCAGAGCAUGUCGGCCGAGGAUAAACUUCGACAGUCUGCGAUAGUAUUAGCCAAGUUUUUGUCCCACAAUUGCUACAAGUCAAGCAGCCGCAUUUCCAUCUACAUAAGCACAGACGCAGAGGUUUCCACCGAGCCCAUGAUUCGACAGAUUCUUAAGGACGGUAAAGAGUGCUUCAUACCCAAUUAUGAUAUGAAGACACAGCAGAUGGACAUGGUAAAAUUGUCUUCCAUGGAAGAGCUUUCAAGCUUACCAUUGACAAGGUGGAACAUCAAGCAACAUGAACACUUUGAUCCCAAGGAAGAAGCCCUCAUAACUGGUGGUUUGGACUUGCUUGUGGUUCCCGGAGUUGCCUUCACACCGGAGGGAGGCCGCCUUGGUCACGGGAAGGGCUACUAUGACAUCUACUAUGGUCGCUGCCUGAAACAGUGUCCUGAUCGAAGGCCCCACACCAUCGGGCUGUGCUUCACACAGCAGAUUGUACCCAGCAUUCCUAUGCACGAGCAUGACCUGAUCGUCGACCACCUCUUGCAUGCCGAAGAAUGAAGGCUCUGUUAUGCUCUUACGUCGAGCAUAGGAAAUGCGGUCUAGCACAGCGCACACAGAUACUGAUUGGUCGCAGAUGUUGAGUUCCUGCUCGCCGGCCAAUGAAAUGCGCUACUCCGCAUUUGCUGCGCUCAUUGUCGGAUUAUAAGAGAGCCUUAAUAUACAUGCGGUUUUAUAAUACAAGCAUGUUACACACAAACUUUAAAUUUAAAGGUAUUGUAGUCUGUUGCAGGUUUAGAAUAGUAGGGCAAGCUCAUCCCACAAAGCAAUUGGCUCUCCUUGAUUAGUGGUUUUCUCCUCUCCCGCAUUUGCUCCGCUAAAAUGCAGAGAGUGGUGGGAUUUGUAGCAGGAGCCUGUCCCACUGUUCUUAUCCUGCAACAGACUAUAAAUGCAGGUAUAGACAGGAAAACUCAUCCCAGGAGCAAAUACAAGCGCUGUGUAUUGGCGCUAGUGUUAGCGUUGUGUACACCAUGCUGCGCAUGCGUGUCAAUGCCAUUUGCUAAUCCAAGACCGCAGUUUGGGCUCCGCAAAUGCGCAGUGUGCAACAUGCAACGCUAACGCAAACGAACAGUGCUUGUGUUCGCUCGUAUACUACAUGUUACACAAAUAAAGUUUAAAAUUGUUUAUCUUUCCCGGCUCAACACAGUUGCUUUGUGUUGCGAAGAGCUACUUAUGAAUAAAAAAAAAUGUUUUUGUACCUUGUUAAUAUGU